CAUGAGCUGGACCUGCCCGCGUUGCCAGCAACCCGUUUUCUUCGCUGAGAAGGUCAGCUCUCUGGGCAAGAACUGGCACCGCUUCUGCCUGAAAUGUGAGCACUGCCACAGUAUCCUGUCCCCUGGUGGGCAUGCAGAGCAUGAUGGGAGGCCAUAUUGCCACAAGCCAUGCUAUGGGGCGCUCUUCGGACCCAGGGGAGUGAACAUUGGUGGUGUGGGCUCCUACCUGUACAACCCCCCGACUCCCACCCCUGCUAGCACCACUCCCCUCAGCCCCAGCAACUUCAGCCCCCCCAGACCAAGGACUGGCCUCCCCCAAGGCAAGAAAAGCCCUCCCCACAUGAAGAUGUUCACUGGGGAGACCUCGCUAUGCCCUGGCUGUGGGGAACCUGUCUAUUUUGCUGAGAAGGUGAUGUCCUUGGGCAGAAAUUGGCACCGACCCUGUUUGAGGUGCCAGCGUUGCCGGAAAACCCUGACUGCUGGGAGUCAUGCUGAGCAUGAUGGCGUCCCCUACUGCCACAUCCCCUGCUACGGCUACCUGUUUGGCCCCAAAGGUGUGAACAUUGGCAAUGUGGGCUGCUACAUCUAUGACCCAGUGGAGAUAAAAUCCAAAUGAGACACUCACAGGAGAGGUCACCCUAACUCAGGCCUCCCAACAUCCCCUCCAUGGUCCAAUGGGAGCUACAGAAUUCUCCAGUCCCAUUGGCAGGGGUGGAGGGUGGGAUCCUGGGGGCCUGGGCCUAGGCUCCAUGGUAGGCCAGAGAGUCUAGAUUUUCUCUGCCACUUCUUUCCCAUUCCUAUUAGGCUCGGGGACAUAGGCCACCUCAGUUUUGAAGGGUGCCCUCCUAGCCUUCCCAAUCCCUUCCCCAGAAAAUUCUGGAGCUUCAAGUUACUCAUAAAACUCACUUUUAUUGAGUCUCAUCCCCUGGCUUCUCCAAUAAAAUGUUGGUUCCC
This is a messenger RNA of Galeopterus variegatus (Sunda flying lemur), 954 nucleotides long. RefSeq names its product cysteine-rich protein 3 (gene CRIP3). Bases 2 to 616 code for a protein of 204 amino acids. The record is from RefSeq and is a predicted model, not a curated record. Lineage: Eukaryota; Metazoa; Chordata; Mammalia; Dermoptera; Cynocephalidae. The transcript has 8 exons.